AGGUUACACAUUGGGCCAACGUAUUUGGCUCAUUGUGUACUUCCGCCUUUACAACCAUUUAGUAGGUAUUAACGAGCAGCAGCUAGUCGAGCAGAAAAAUUGUUUACACUAAGUAGGUAUAUAUUUUUUAAUGCAGUAUUGCGUAUUUCAUAAUAGGAAUGUUUACGUAGUACUUAGUAGUUGUUUACGUACAGCAAUAGUAGAUUACAUACCGAGGCCAAUAAAAUAAGAAAUGUCUCAGAACACAUGUAAUUAUCGGCGGAAGCGAAGCUGAGGUCUAUUAUGACAUACGCAAUACUGCCUUAAAAAAAUAUUACGUAUCAAAAGAAACUAAAAAAGUAAAGCACAUUUUAUUAAAAUCCUAAAAUUUACACCUAAACAUAACACUUAUAAUUACUCAUCCUCGUCACUGUCUGUAUUAAUACUAACAUUUAUACCUUCGGUCUUGAACAGUGCACAGAGUUUAUGGCUAGGCCGCGGAAUUCUGGAUAAAAAUCUGCCAUACGACAAGUAAUAUAUAAUUGCCGCUACAUGUGAACAACAACCUACUGUUCUUAACCCAUUCGCACAUUCACAACAAUAUUGAUCGAUUGCUUCUACUCCCGUCUUUUCGCCAUCAUACUUUAUGAAGCAUCUAUAUACCUUCUUAGACAUAUGCCGAGAAUGUAUCUGUAUUUUACGGUUAAUGGUCGUAAGACUUGGUAUUGUGGUGUCCAAAUUAUACUCCUGAAUUCGAGGAUACUCCUAACUAAAGAAUAAAAUAAUAAUUUAUAAGUAUUUGGCCGUUUGAAGGGUUGUCCGACACGAAGAAUCAUUCCUAACCUUUUAUAUGCACGUUUACCUACAUAAAUAAUCAAUAUCCUCAUUAUAGUUUAGUUGCGAGUCCAUAGUGACACCUAAGUCCUUAAUGGAAGAUACUCAUGCUAUAUUAUUACCAGACAAAUUAUAAUUAUAAAUUAUCGGGUUGUGUUUCCGAUCAAAACUAAUAACAUACAGGACGAAAUUAUCUUAAUCUUUUUGCAAUAAUAGGCAAUCUGCUUCCGAAGACACAGCUUUAUGAUUAUUUGUGUCAUCAGCAUAUAUAAGGUGUUCAGAGCUACGGAAAAAAGCUACGCCAUAUCAUUGAUAUAUGUACAAGAUAAAAAAUAAAGGACCAAGGUGUGACCCCUGUGAGGUACUCCAGAGGGGAUGGGGAGAAAACGAGAGUUUCUCCUUUCCUUUCAAGACCACAGCUUGGCUACGAUUAGACAGGUAAGAUUUAAUCCACCUCAGGAGGUCACCGUCUGCAUACCGAGAUCGAAAAGUUUCUUAAUCAAAUUUUUAUUUUUCAACACAAAUUAUUAUUAUUAAUAUCUGAGUCGGACUGUUUUGUUUUUUUGUAAGCUUGUUUCAUGGCGUUAGUGCACUUCAAAUAUUUGCAAAAACGGCCUAAUUUAUUAGGCCGCAAAGAGAAACAUGGUAUUCAAAACUGAAAUUUAAAGCAAAACAGUCCGACACAGAUAAUUUUAUUACCAUUUACAUCUCAAAAUUUCGUUACAUUUGGUUAAGUUUUGGAGGAAGAAACAAUUGAGUACGAAACAUCGUUUUUUGAGAUUUUUACGCAGCAUUAUUCACCUAAUCUGGAAAUUUGUUUAUUUACCUGUUAGGGUAAGUCGAUUUGAGUUUAAAAAUAACUCUAUUUUGACGGGCGGGUAACUGCGGAACCCUACACUGAGCAUGGUCCGACAUAUAAGUCUAGGCCGGUUUUUUGAAAUAACUUAAAAUAUUGAAUUGAUAGUUCUAGGAAAUGAGCCAAAGCACCAUGCUCCCGCGGUUCAUUCUGUACGGCGCAAGCCAGGAAAGAUCAUGAGGAGGUGGAGGAAAAUGCUUUGAAAUCGUCAACCAUUUUCCGGGGCUCGCUCUUAGUCUAGCGGGUCAUCUACGUGUCUACGUGUAUUUGUCACACGAACGUCAGAUACACAUGCGCCAUCGCUAAGAAAUCCUUCCUAGUGUGGAGCGUAUAUAUACCUAUAUAUAAGUAGGCGGAUACAGCAGUCGAGUUCUUAGUGGAUCUCAGAGACCGUCUAUCUCUGAUAAUGGCGCCUCAAGGGACUGACGCGAAUGCUGUGCUGUUCGAGAAUGACGCAGAGACGGAGGACGUGGCUCUGGCGAAGAUGCCGGUCCAGCAAGCCGGGGAUGAAAAGUGGGAGCUCCAAUACGUGCGGCAUAUCCUCUUCUACGGUCUGCUGAUUUAUACAGCCGGGCUGUAUGGAGGCUACCUGUUCCUGGUAUCGGCGACAUGGCAAACGAAGAUAUUUACUAUCUUUUUGUAUGUGACGUCGAUUUUGGGCAUCACAGCGGGAGCCCACAGGCUCUGGAGCCACAGGGCCUACAAGGCUAAAUGGCCUCUCCAACUCAUUCUUAUGAUUCUUCAAACUAGUGGUCUCCAGUACUCAGUGAUAGACUGGGUGAAAGACCACCGAAUGCACCAUAAGUAUGUGGACACGGACGCGGACCCGUACAAUGCUUCACGCGGCAUGUUCUUCGCUCACGUCGGUUGGCUGAUGGUGGAUAGGCACCCGGAGUUCAAGCGCAAGAUCAAGGGGAUGGACCUUAGUGACGUCGAAGCCAAUCCCAUACUGCGGUUCCAGCAUAAAUAUUACGCAAUCCUGGUCGCGAUUAUUUGCGUCAUUCUCCCCUCUGUUACCCCGGUCUACUUCUGGAACGAGACCUGGACAAACGCCAUCUUCGUGCCCGUAUUAUUCCACCACGUCUGCACCUACAACACCAUUGCUUUAGUCAACUCCGUUCUCCACAAAUGGGGGUACAGGCCAUACGACAAAGAUAUGAUGGCUACAGACAUUAGUCUACUCACUAUGGUCACACUUGGAGAAAACUACCAUAAUUACCAUCACGCUUUUCCUUGGGAUUAUAAGACGUCAGAACUCAAGGGAAGCACGUUUAUGUUGACUACGGCGUUCAUAGAUUUCUUUGCGAGGAUCGGCUGGGCUUAUGACUUGAAGACCAUCUCUGAUGACGUCAUUAGGAGGCGUGUUAUGCGUACUGGAGAUGGUACGCACAAUAUUUGGGGGUGGGGCGACAAGGAACAGUCUAAUGAAGAGGUGAAUGAAGCUGUAAGAAUAUACCCUAAAGAUGAUUAAAUAUGUAAGCCUUCUCUUCGUACGCGAUUUACGUAUAGGAUUUGGUAAAGUAUCGUUAUUUGUAGCUAUAGUACAAUACUAUACUCUUUAUUUCACACCUCAAUAAAACAAAACGGUACAAAUCAGAAACUUAAAAGCAGAUGUAACACAAUCAGCGGUUUUAUCGCUAAAGAGCGAUUUCUUUGGGAGAACCUUGUGGAGGGGAGCGGAUUCGUUUCAAUAAAUAUUCAUAUCAAUCCUAGUAGGUGAUGCAAAAAAAAUUGAUAGAAAGGCUAAGUAUAAUAAUAAAAUGACACCGUAAAAACCCAUUUUUUUUUCAUUGGGGCGAUACGGAAAACUAGUUUUAGCUAAGGAAAACGCGUAAUAACUAAAACUGGGUUAUAUAAUAUAAAGAGGUGAGAGCCUGCCGCAAAAACUGAAAUUCAAAAAUUGCUGAGAUCUUUUUCUUUUAUUCCAAUGAAGGUUUAAUUAGAGUGACAGAGAAAGAAGCCCACAAUUUGCGAACUUCGAUUUUAUUGCCAGUUUCAUGAAGCGAAUAAAUUUGAAGAUCGUCUAUUUAAUUGGUACCUACCUUCCUUCUUGCAUUAAAUAGGGGUCGGCUGGUUAUUUUAUAAUGUUAAUAGUGACAAAAUGUUCUUGUUAAAUUCAACUGUCUGUCCUUAAAAGCCCACCCAAGGUCAUAGUCAAAUAAUAGAAUAAGUUUUUGUCAAAAAUUUCAUUUUAGUACCUACAAGCUUUUAUCGCUGACUGUGUUUUUCUUUCCACAGGCAACUAAUACUCAUCGAGACAAUUCUAAAAACCCCAAACACAAUGAGGUUGCGUUGUUUUAUCAGUUAUCACAGAGUUCCUAUGGCUACCUUCUGUCUCCAUCAACAGAUUAGCUCAUUGCUCAUAAUAUUGCAUUGUCACCCGACAGCGUCUUGUAAGCGUCUCGGUACUAGAACUUAACCAUUGCUGUGUUUUUGGAUACUUCAACCUAGUUUGGAUAUUCUAGCACAGCAACGGCGGUCUAUAUUUAGAAACACUAAGAACGAAUAAUAAUAUAAUCAGUAUUCGCGUAAACCUCUGGCUUUAAAUCUCGUCCCCAACGCUUCCCGCCUUAUAAAUACCUAUAUUUUUAGGCAUAAUUCUCUAGUUUUUAUUCAUUAACUGGUUGCCCAAGAUACAGUUUAUGCCUACUUUGGGGACCCCUGUUCCAACGGUUUAUUAUAAAAGUACCCACUGUUGAACCCAUUUUUGUGUGUGCAAUAAUAAAUUAUUUUUUCAUUUUUCAUUACUACAUCAAAAUCGAUUUGGUUAUGACAAUCAAAUUUCGAACAUCUCUGAAAAAAGCAAUUCGAUUCGACCUCUAUUCUAAUAUUAGUCGAGAUGCAUUUUGGUUCGACAUGAAAUGUAAAUUGCAUACAAUUUUGACAAAUGUCAGUCGAGAUUCCUUAUUGUUCAACGUGAAAUGUUAAUUGCACACAAUUUUGUCAAAUCUCGCACGCUAGUUUGUAUCUAACGAUACGGACAUAGGCUCCCGACUCUAGUUUGUCUCUUAAUUUAAAAAAAAAACUACGAAUGCGUGACAUGCAUGAAAAAGUUUUCAUAUACUGUACGUCAAAUGGCGGUAAAUGAAAACUUUUUUCACGGAUGUCACACAUUCGUAGUUUUUUUUUAAUUCAGAGACAAACUAGAGUUGAGUGCCUAUUUCGGUAUCAUUCGAUACAAA
This is a messenger RNA of Cydia pomonella (codling moth), 4851 nucleotides long. Its product is annotated as acyl-CoA Delta-9 desaturase-like. Gene Ontology annotation, molecular function: iron ion binding; stearoyl-CoA 9-desaturase activity. The record is from RefSeq and is a predicted model, not a curated record. Gene Ontology annotation, biological process: unsaturated fatty acid biosynthetic process. The transcript is spliced from 5 exons. Lineage: Eukaryota; Metazoa; Arthropoda; Insecta; Lepidoptera; Tortricidae. Gene Ontology annotation, cellular component: endoplasmic reticulum membrane. Bases 2076 to 3140 code for a protein of 354 amino acids.